Cololabis saira (Pacific saury) is the source of this 2307-nucleotide messenger RNA. It is a transcript of the gene thoc5, whose product is annotated as THO complex 5. Gene Ontology annotation, biological process: mRNA export from nucleus; positive regulation of DNA-templated transcription, elongation. The transcript has 20 exons. NCBI's taxonomy places the organism in Eukaryota, Metazoa, Chordata, Actinopteri, Beloniformes, Belonidae. Gene Ontology annotation, cellular component: THO complex part of transcription export complex. The coding region runs from base 112 to 2163 and encodes 683 amino acids. The record is from RefSeq and is a predicted model, not a curated record. Gene Ontology annotation, molecular function: mRNA binding.
CGGGGCUUCCGUAGAAGUGCUUUGUUAUAUCCUCACCCACAAUCCCCCGUGUACUUGUUUGAGUUCACGAUCUAGCGAUUUCAAAGGUAUUUUUGCACAGACUAGACACUAAUGUCCGAAGCCUUAAAGAAACGGAAGUCGAAGGUUCUCCGGAGUGAAGGAGGAACCGCGGAGAUGAAGCGAGGUCGAGGGGAGCUGGAGCAGCAGGAUGUACGGGUCUAUAAUGAGGAGGGGGAGCUGGAUGCUAGAGACCCUGAGCAAGACUAUUUGCAGUACAAGGAAUCAUGUGAGAGUCUGGCCAGGCUCAUGAAUGAGAUUCAGGAGCUGAAAGCCAAUGGAGCCAAAGAAGGGUGCGCAGAGGUCGAGCAGAGACGUAUGCAGAGCUGCAUCCACUUCAUGAAUCUGAAAAAACUCAACCGUCUGGCUCAUAUGCGACUAAAGAGAGGCAGAGACCAGACACAUGAGGCAAAACAAAAAGUGGAUGUGCUGCAUCUUCAGUUACAAAACCUGCUUUAUGAAGUCAUGCAUCUUCAGAAGGAAAUCAGCAAGUGUCUAGAGUUCAAGUCUAAGCAUGAAGACAUAGACUUGGUGAGUGAAGAGGAGUUUUACCAGGAUGCCCCACAGGAGAUUUCUAGGCCUCGCCUCACAAAAAAUGAUCCUCACCAGCUCACACUGGCCCGGCUGGACUGGGAGCUUGAACAGAGGAUGAGGUUGGCAGAGAAAUACAAGGAAUCACAAGCAACAAAGGAGAAAAUUCAGAAGAGCAUUGAGGUGAAGAAGGAGCAUCUGACAAGCUUGCAGCCAGGACUCAAUGCUAUCAUGCAGGCAUCUAUCCCAGUGCAGGAUUACCUGUCCAUGCCAUUUGAACAGACCCAGAAACAGACAGAGGUUUCCCCCCACCUGCCUCCGCCCCUCUAUGUGCUGUUUGUUCAAGCAAAUGCAUAUGGCCAGGCCUGUGACAAGAACCUGUGUGUGUCCAUCAGUGGUGAUGUGGAUGAGGCCAAGGCUCUGUCCAAACCUCCAGAUGAUUCACAGGAUGAUGAGAGUGAUUCAGAUGCAGAAGAGGAGCAAGAGAAAACGAAGAGAAGGCGGCCAACUACAGGAGGCCAGCUGGAUGACAAACGACGAGAGAUGCUGAAAAGGCACCCCCUGUCCUUAUGCUUGGACCUCAAGUGCAAAGAUGGCAGCAUGCUCCAUCUCUUCUUCUACUACCUGAUGAAUCUGAACAUUAUGACAGUCAAGACCAAGGUCUCUACCAACACCGACCUCACCACAGCCAUCAGCGCAGGUGACCUUCUGAAGGAAGAUACUCUCCUCAGCUGUCUCUACACUAAUGAUCAGGGGAGGGAAACUCCAAAUCCAGCUAAUCGCUACCAGUUUGACAAAGUCGGGAUCAUUUCCUUUGCCGAUUAUGUGGAAGAUCUGGGAUAUCCCUACAUGUGGGUUCAAAAUCUUGGAGGACUGUGUUUUCCUAGUGACUCCUCAGAGGGAGGACUUGUGGGCAGUUCCCUGAGUGCCAGUCACAUGGAGUGCACCAUGAAGCUUCUGAGGUCACGAGUCCUGUCCCGCUUGGCUCUGCACAAACAAUUUGCCUCUUUAGAGCACAGCAUCCUCCCAGUCUCCAGUGAGUGUCAGCACCUCUUUCCUGCCAAGAUGAUCUCCCAUUUAGCACGCUGGACUACAAUCAGCCAACAGGAGUACAUGAGUCUUCUGUAUACACGUCAUGUAACUGAUGCUGGGCUAGCAAAGGAGACGGAUCUUUACUUUAUGGCAGUGGUCGAAAGAGGCACAGCUCGCCUCCAGGCCGCAGUGGUGCUGAGUCCCCGUUACCCAGUGGUCUCUCCUCUGUUCUCCCUCUCCCUCAGCUGGAAGGGAGAGUGUAGUGGGCGCACUGAUGACAACCUUCGAGCCAUGGAGAGUGAAGUUAAUGUGUUCAAAAAUGAACUACAGGGACCACGUCCCGGACACCAGCUCCUCACCAAUCAGCUUUUACGUCUGUGUGUCUGCCUGGAUGUGUAUUUGGAGACAGAAGGGCAGGAUGAUGGCGUGGAAGGACCUCGAGAGUUCCCCCGUGAAAAGAUGUGCUUGCGCACAGUCAGGGGUCCAAAUCGCUUGAAGCCAUUCAAGUACAACAACCCUCAGGGCUUCUUCAGUCACCGUUAACUUGUUUAUAUAUUUGUCCUUCACUCAUUUAAAACGUUUAGGUGUCAAGGUUAUCGUGGCUCUUUUGAAACACAAAGUAUGUUUUAUAAAAUUUUGGAAAAGAAAAUAAAACAAAACAACAAUAAAACAUGGUAUUUUCAUUAA